Gadus morhua (Atlantic cod) is the source of this 2332-nucleotide messenger RNA. RefSeq lists its product as uncharacterized. The record is from RefSeq and is a predicted model, not a curated record. The coding region runs from base 1274 to 1963 and encodes 229 amino acids. The transcript has 5 exons. NCBI's taxonomy places the organism in Eukaryota, Metazoa, Chordata, Actinopteri, Gadiformes, Gadidae.
UCAUUGUGUGGAAUCUUCCCUAGUGUGGUUUUUUACUGUAAGCACAUCUUCUGUUCUUCUUAAGGGGACAUAAUAUGAAAACAGCACUUUUCCUGGGAUUGGGGUGUUGUUAUGGGUAUAUGGUGCUCCCACACGCAUACAAACUUUGAAAAAAGUCUGUACAUGAUUUUUGAGUAAGAUACGCAUUUCUGGAAGCAGCCCGCCUCAAGCUACCAAACGAGCGAUUCAGUUUCAGCGCCCCUUCCUACGUAGGAAGGGGCGCUCAUUUGAAUAUGACCUCCCACUUCCCCACCCCCCUUCAAUCAGAGUAUAAGUAAGAUACGGCCUAUUGUGUUGCAUGUUUGGAAUUCAUCAUGUCGAGGAUUCACAAGAGGUGUUCUGUUGUUGGCUGUAUGGACGUCCACAAAUCCCUCCUUCGUGUCAAGAGCGACGUGGAUUGAUUUCAUUUUUGAAGGCGAAGUCCCGGCUACAGUUGGCAAAAACCUGUUGGUCUGUGCUAACCACUUUACGACUGACUGUUUCUCAAACUUCGGUCAGUACAUGGAAGGAUUAGCUGUGAAACUUUAUCUCAACGAGGGGUCCCUUCCAACUUUGCGUGGAAUACCUGCAGACGAGGGACAUGUAAGUAUACAAAUAAUUAGCUGUGUGUUUCUUUAGUAGAUUAGCAUGAACUUGUGCGUGUUGUGGCGUGAGUUUUUCCAUUGAAAACGAUGAAAGGCUAGGGAAAGCACAUGCUGCAAAGCUACCAAGGAUACAUUCAGUGAGACAAUGGGUGAACGUUGCAGUGACCAUCGAUGAGACUGCAAAACAGUUAACGGAAUCUACAUAACAAAGAAGUCAUUCGAUAGACAUGGCCUGAAUAUCAGAUUUCGUGGCUACAAUGGCAAUUCAAAUACCAACGAAGCUCCGAUCCAGAGAGAGGAAGGGAGGUAUCUAAAGGUACAGGGAGAAUGUAUGCAAUUCCUUUUAAUGUGAAUAGUAAUUAUAUAUACACGGUGAAUAUAAUUUGUAUAUUAUAGUUAUGCUUGAUAUUAAAACGACCCAGAGCUAUACAUGCAAGAUAAGGUUGACAUCUUUUUUUUUUGAUAGGCCUCAGAGCAUCAUGCAUCAUCGGCGUUACCUGCUACAAGGGAUAUUGGCUGCAAUACUGAGCCACCUCAGAGACACCAUGUUGGCACACAACUCUCUUUGAAGACUCUUCAUUCACAUUACAGAAGUGAAGCUGUCCAGGCUACUGGACAAAACCAAGGACUGCCAGAAAGUAAAGACGUGGAUGCGAGCCAUCAGAGACCACAUCUAUUGGACGGCGGCAUCGUCAACAACUGGGCCGGGGAGAGUGACAAAAUGGACCACCCUCCUGAACCAUGUUCAGGAUAUUCAUACUCACGAUGACCCCCUCUUCCCAAAAUGUCUACAUCCAAUUCGCAGCACAACAGACAAAAGUAGAUGGCUCUCAGGAGCAACUCCUGCAUUCUACAAGCUGGAGAAGGCGCUGACCAAGAAGACAGUCCUGAGGGAUAUAGCAAAGCUCAGUCCCCACCACCAGACGUCCUCUUUGGAGGCAUUCCACGCCGUGAUCCUGUGGUUCGCUCCUAAAAAUGUGGUAGAUCCAUUUCUAGGAAUGCUGUGCAGACUCUACCUGGCUGCACUGCAUUACAAUGAGAAUUCUGAUAGAGGACAAGCCACUACGUCAUCAGGGGAUCUUAUGUUCAGACUGACCUUUCCUAAGGCCAGUAAGGGAGAGUGCAGAGCCAAACCAGUGAAGACUGAGGCGACAUUCCAGUAUGUGAAUGAUUUGAUGGACAUGAUCAUGGAGAAGGUCUUUGUCGACCCAGCAUCGUACAGAGCAGAGAUUCUGAAGAUAAACAUCCCGCCGGAACUGUCUUCAGAAUAUGAGCAUCCAGACAAGGUGGAGAUCAUCGCCAGCUAUGUCUCCAGAUUCAAUCAAGGGAGGGUGGUUUGAAGCCUCCGUGUCUUCCAUGGGCGUCAGGAAACUCCCGGUGUAUACGAAGAACAACGCAUGAUGGGAUAACAACCCGUAUCUUCCGCCCAAGGAAGCCCCAGCACCAGCUCACAAAAUUUCUAUAGGCUAAAUACCGGUAACGACUGAGAAAAUGUAACAUUGUUAGUCAACAGGUUCUACAAUGUCAACAUCUGUGUGUACAUUUUCUCAUUGAAUUCAGUGAAUUCUUCACUUAUACUGUAUUUAGAUGCACAAAUAUUCAUGACUACGUUCAAUAAAUGUAUAUUGUAUCUGUACAAUGUUUUAUGUGAAUUAAUGCGUAAUAUGCAGUAUCUGCUUAUGAAAAAAUUGGCUAUAUUUAAAAUAUGA